This is a messenger RNA of Phacochoerus africanus (Common warthog), 467 nucleotides long. Its product is annotated as histone H2B type 1-M. The record is from RefSeq and is a predicted model, not a curated record. The coding region runs from base 34 to 414 and encodes 126 amino acids. The transcript has a single exon. Gene Ontology annotation, molecular function: structural constituent of chromatin; protein heterodimerization activity; DNA binding. Lineage: Eukaryota; Metazoa; Chordata; Mammalia; Artiodactyla; Suidae. Gene Ontology annotation, cellular component: nucleosome.
UUUUUUUUUCUCUUCAGAGAAAGGGCAGGUAAAAUGCCUGAACCAACGAAAUCCGCCCCAGCCCCGAAGAAGGGCUCCAAGAAAGCCGUGACCAAGGCGCAGAAGAAGGAUGGCAAGAAGCGCAAGCGCAGCCGCAAGGAGAGCUACUCGGUGUACGUGUACAAGGUGCUGAAGCAGGUCCACCCAGACACCGGCAUCUCGUCUAAGGCCAUGGGCAUCAUGAACUCGUUUGUCAACGACAUCUUCGAGCGCAUCGCCGGCGAGGCCUCGCGGCUGGCGCAUUACAACAAGCGCUCGACCAUCACGUCCCGGGAGAUCCAGACGGCCGUGCGCCUGCUGCUGCCCGGGGAGUUGGCCAAGCACGCCGUGUCCGAGGGCACCAAGGCCGUCACCAAGUACACCAGCUCCAAGUAAAUUUAUUUCUAGGCACUGUCAAACCCAAAGGCUCUUUUCAGAGCCACCUCACG